AACCUAACGCAAUUGAGCAGUUUAUGGGGGAACUGCCAGCCGCUCGUGUGACCGUAGCUCGACCAUUCUCAAGGACAGGAGUCGAUUACUUCGGACCCGUCUAUUUCCGGCCGGGCCCUCGAAGGACAGCGGUGAAGGCAUACGUGGCACUAUUUGUUUGUAUGUGCACCAAGGCAGUUCAUUUGGAGUUAGUGACUGACCUAUCGACGGACCGAUUCCUGCAGGCAUUUAGGAGGUUUAUUGCCAGGCGAGGGCGCUGUACGGAUGUAUAUUCCGAUAACGGAACCAACUUUGUUGGGGCCCGUAACAAACUCAAACAACUAUUUGAGCUAUUGAACAGCAAGGAUCAUCAGAAGAAAAUGGUGGACGAAUGCGCAAAGGAAGGCAUAAAUUGGCACUUCAAUCCGCCUAGUGCACCACAUUUCGGUGGGCUCUGGGAAGCGGCAGUGCGAUCCGCAAAAAUUCAUCUGCUGAAGGUUCUAGGCGAGACCGUUGUUUCUUUCGAAGACCUUUCUACGCUCUUAACCCAGGUGGAAUCAUGUCUGAAUUCUAGACCUCUGACACCUAUGUCAGAUGAUCCAACCGAUCUAGAACCUCUAACACCCGGUCAUUUCCUUGUGGGCGGACCUUUGCAUCAGCUUCCAGAUCCAGAUUAUACCGAUGUACCAAUGAACAGACUGCAUAGUUGGCAACUCAUUCAGCAAAAACUCCAGUUAUUUUGGAAACGUUGGAAAAGCGAAUAUUUAUCGCAAUUACAAGGAAGGGUCAAAAGAUGGAAACCUGCCAUUCCAAUAUCUGUAGGAAAGCUCGUGGUGAUAAAGGAGGAAAAUACACCGCCGCUUCGUUGGAGAAUGGGUCGCAUACAGGAUACUCACCCAGGAGCAGACGAUGUAGUUAGAGUCGUCACAUUAAAAACCGCCACUGGAUUGCUGAAGAGACCCGUAGAGAAGAUUUGUAUGUUACCAACUUCGCGACAACCACCUGUAGACAUUUCUUAAUACGUCAAACGAUCAGCAGCCACCCAUCCUGUGUUCGAAGAGGUCCAUUUCUUUCUUUUCAGAAAUUCCGGAAUUUCAG
Molecule: messenger RNA, 1077 nt
Organism: Ochlerotatus camptorhynchus
Lineage: Eukaryota; Metazoa; Arthropoda; Insecta; Diptera; Culicidae
Exons: 1
Coding region: 24-998 (324 amino acids)
Biological process (GO): DNA integration
Molecular function (GO): nucleic acid binding
Source: RefSeq, a predicted model, not a curated record